AGCUGCAGCGGCAGUAAAGGAGAUAUUCUCCGUGUGCUGAGCGUCUGCUUUCUGAGCUCCCGGACUUUCAGUGUGUGUCUGUCGGUGAGCCAGCGAGCGCCCCGGACUUUCAGUGUGUGUCUGCCCGUGAGCCAGUGAGUGUCCCGGACUUUCAGUGUGUGUGAGCCUCUCUCUGCUUCACUGAGAGAGAAGGAGAGAAGGAGGAGCAGAAAAGGGGGAGUACCUGAUUCCAGUCUCGCCCGCUGUGGGCUUAGAGGAAAAGGGAACAUCUCUACUGGUACGAAGGCAGCAAACAGCCAAUGUGCCUCAACUAUAGGAACUAUACAACGACUGCCCUGCUGGGGGCUCUGGCUCUGCUGACUUCUACCAUGACAUAGUCUCCCUGGGAGAAGAGCAGGCUAACCCACUAAGGGAACAGACAUGCACGGUGGGCACUACCAGGGAUCUAUGCUGCUGUCAGGUCCUGUUCAUCAGUGAUUUAUCACGGAGGAACCAUGGUGAGCAAGGCGGAGGGAGAUAAAAGCAUGCUCACCAACUCCGAGUCGGACUCAGAGGUGGCGCCCACCCCCUCCCCUUCCGCCUCGCUGGCCCUGGAGGUCAAAUACUCCUUCCUGGACACCAGCAGCAGGUCACAGCAGCAGGUACGGAAGAGAAACAAGGCCCUCCAGGUGAGAUUCAAGGACAUCUGCGAGGCGCAGAACGAGCAGAGAGAGGCCGCUCUACAGAUGGCCGGGAAGGGGGGCAAGCCAGGCUCCUACAAGGUGGCGUACCGCAAGUACAUGACAGUGCCCGCUCGACGCUCCAUCCCCAACGUCACCAAGAGCACAGGGGUCCAGACCUCCCCGGACCUCAGGAGCCGUUACAAGACCUUUCCCAUGGAGAGGAAGAAGGGCCACAGCCACACCAAGCAUGUGGAGAGAGACAAGGGCCACAACAAUGGGUUUGUUAUCGACGUCAAGCACUCCAGAGCUGUGGAGAGUUUAGGGGACAGGGGCGCCUGCGGUGGAGGAGGAGGAGGACAGAGAACCAGAGCUGUGGAGAGUUUAGGGGACAGGGGCGCCUGCGGUGGAGGAGGAGGAGGACAGAGAACCAGAGCUGUGGAGAGUUUAGGGGACAGGGGCGCCUGCGGUGGAGGAGGAGGAGUAGUACAGAGAACCAGAGCUGUGGAGAGUUUAGGGGACAGGGGCGCCUGCGGUGGAGGAGGAGGAGGAGUAGUACAGAGAACCAGAGCCUUGAUGCAUACUACGGAGUGCAUAGCUACGGUGGAGAAGCACUGUACAGACGACGUCCUCUACUCUGACUGUCUGAUGCUCACAGACGGCCCCUCUCCCUCCAACACGCCCGACUCCAACCCACCGGCCACCGACUACCAGAUCUGCAGCGUGGAGUCCAACCCCCUGGAAGGACUAGAACACAGGGAACUGGACUCCUCGGACCGUCCGGCCGGUAAACGGCAGCUGCUCCACUCUGAGGAGCCAGGCUCUAGCAGGACUCUGCCGGGGGACAUGAGAGGGUCUUCCUCAGUCUCCAAGGUGACCGGCCCCAUCUCCUGGAACUCUCUGACCCAGGUGGAGUGUCUGGAGAGCCCGACAGCACGGAGCAAACGAAUGAAGGGACUGGAGAUCAAUGGACUACAGUCUCAGACUCUCCCGCGGGCCGCUGGCUGCACUACUCAGGCACAGUGUCAUGAACCGGCAACGUUCUCAUCACAGACGUUCUCGCCACAGACGCUGUCGGCCCGGACCACGGGGGAGGCGCUGGGCUGUAGGAGUAGCGGGGUCGAACCAGCGACCGUAGCGACUACGGGGGGAGUUAACCCCGGGGGGGUCUGUAAGCAGAUAGUACCGGUACUGACUCAGAAAGGGGAGGGAGGAGAGGACGUGAAAUCACAGCUUCAGGCCAUGGAGAACCUGAUCUCCUCCAGCCAGGAGACCAUCAAGGUCCUACUGGGAGUUAUACAGGAGCUGGAGAAGGGAGAGGCCCACAGAGAGGGCCUCUCCUAUCGAACCGGACAGGACACGGCCAACUGUGACACGUGUCGGAACAGCGCAUGCAUAAUUUACAGGUAA
This is a messenger RNA of Oncorhynchus keta (chum salmon), 2069 nucleotides long. RefSeq names its product inhibitory synaptic factor 2A-like. NCBI's taxonomy places the organism in Eukaryota, Metazoa, Chordata, Actinopteri, Salmoniformes, Salmonidae. Gene Ontology annotation, biological process: inhibitory postsynaptic potential. The record is from RefSeq and is a predicted model, not a curated record. Bases 495 to 2069 code for a protein of 524 amino acids. Gene Ontology annotation, cellular component: postsynaptic density. The transcript has 5 exons.